This is a messenger RNA of Corvus hawaiiensis (hawaiian crow), 2016 nucleotides long. It is a transcript of the gene PRRG4, whose product is annotated as proline rich and Gla domain 4. Gene Ontology annotation, molecular function: calcium ion binding. The record is from RefSeq and is a predicted model, not a curated record. Lineage: Eukaryota; Metazoa; Chordata; Aves; Passeriformes; Corvidae. The transcript is spliced from 6 exons. The annotation marks the transcript as partial. Gene Ontology annotation, cellular component: extracellular region.
GUACGCCGCGCCCUUCCGGCAGCGCCGCCGCUCCUGCGCCGCUCGGAGAGGCUGUCCCACCGCCCGCUCCGCUCGGAUCCCGCCGUACAGCCCGGGAGAGGCUGUCCCACCGCCCGCUCCGCUCGGAUCCCGCCGUACAGCCCGGGAGAGGCUGUCCCACCGCCCGCUCCGCUCGGAUCCCGCCGCACAGCCCGGGAGAGGCUGUCCCACCGCCCGCUCCGCUCGGAUCCCGCCGUACAGCCCGGGAGAGGCUGUCCCACCGCCCGCUCCGCUCGGAUCCCGCCGUACAGCCCGGGAGAGGCUGUCCCACCGCCCGCUCCGCUCGGAUCCCGCCGCACAGCCCGGGAGAGGCUGUCCCACCGCCCGCUCCGCUCGGAUCCCGCCGCACAGCCCGGGAGAGGCUGUCCCACCGCCCGCUCCGCUCGGAUCCCGCCGCACAGCCCGGGAGAGGCUGUCCCAGCACCUGCUCCGCUCGGAUCCCGCCGUACAGCCCGGGAGAGGCUGUCCCACCGCCCGCUCCGCUCGGAUCCGGCCGCAGAGUCCCGGGAGAGGCUGUCCCAGCACCUGCUCCGCUCGGAUCCGGCCGCAGAGUCCCGGGAGAGGCUGUCCCAGCACCUGCUCCGCUCGGAUCCCGCCGCAGAGUCCCGGGAGAGGCUGCUCCGUGAGCCGUUCCGCCCGGUCCCGCCGGGACAGACCCCGGCCAUGUUCGCGUUUCUGGUAGUGCUGUGUCAACUGCAUGUGGUGAUGUUCGCGUUUCCUCACUGCCCCGGGAGAUUAAAUACCUUGAAGCAACCUGAAUGGAAAGAUGUGUUCACAUCUGCAAGGGAGGCCAAUUUAUUCAUUGGACGACAUCUUCUGAACAAUAGAUUUGAUUUUGAAGCAUUCACAGCUGAUAACCUAGAAAGGGAAUGCUAUGAAGAACUGUGCAAUUAUGAAGAAGCAAGAGAAAUUUUUGAAGACCCUGAUAAAACGAUGGAUUUUUGGAAAGACUAUUCAACUAAAGGCCCUAAAAUAAAAAUAGGUGAUGAGGCACUACAAAAGAUUAACGUCACAGGACUGCUCAUCGGCCUGGUUGCUGCUGGAGUACUGUUGGUUAUAAUUGCACUGAUUAUCUUCUACUGCUGCAAGAGCAGAUGCAAAUCAAGGCAACCACCAGGGUACUUGGGUUAUGUAAGAAGCAGAAGACGUAAUUCAGCCAACAUCUUCAGAAGGCAUGAAGAGUUUUCUUUAAACCCCCUUCCUGUCAGAACUGACGAUUCAGGACUACCCACUUACGAGCAAGCAGUCACCUCAGAUGGACAGCACAACGUGCCCCCACCCCCUUAUCCAGGGCCCCCGAGACAUGCACGGGUGUUUCAAAAGUCCAUGUCUCUUCCUGGCCCCUAGUCACAAACCUCCUUCUGGGGUGAGGGGGGACCUACUGGAACAUUGUGGCACUCAGUGCCAUGGUUUAGUUAAGGUGUUAGGGCAUGGGUUGGACUCGAUGAUCUUAGAGGUCUCUUCCAACCUGGUGAUUCUGUGAUAAGAUACUUUUGAAAAAGUGUGUGCUACCUUGCAUAUUGCAAGAUGAUUUACAAAAAUGUGAAAGAUCUUUUGGACAACUAGGAACAAGUGACGUUCCCAUUUGGGAAAAGAGGUCACCUGUUGCAAAGGCUGCAGGACCAUUCUUUGCACAAACUCACUGUGCUAAGAGGAGGGAAUGCAUAAAGAGCAAGUGUUGUACUGCUGCCCUCUUCCAUAAUGCACUUUGAGCCAUCCCAUCAAACUACUGAUGUUUCAUUAAUAGUUUCAUCUUCUUUUUCUUCAGGAGGAACAAUAUUUUAAUUGCUCAUAUUGACAACUAACCGUUUUUUGUGACUUAGUACUUCAAACCACCAUAAGAAAUCUACUUUGUUAUUUGAUAUAUUCACUUCUUUGCUGUGUGAAUUUUCUAUUCAUCUUGUAAUAGAUUCGAGUGUGAAAAUUAUUUCAUGACUUGAUCUUUCAAAUAUAUAUAUAUACAGUACUGCUACUGGA